Molecule: messenger RNA, 4581 nt
Organism: Patella vulgata (common limpet)
Lineage: Eukaryota; Metazoa; Mollusca; Gastropoda; Patellidae
Product: tripartite motif-containing protein 45-like
Exons: 1
Coding region: 635-2350 (571 amino acids)
Molecular function (GO): zinc ion binding
Source: RefSeq, a predicted model, not a curated record
UCAAAUUGACUGACACGCGGCCUUGCUGUGUGGGAUCUAUCAUUUACCGUGGCAACGUGGUUAUGCGUUGGUUUUAGUUACAUAAUAUUAUUAUAUCGAAGAGCGUGGCCAUUGGCGGUAUAUCGGCGUGGCAAUGUAGAGCCGAUCAUUUUCUUUUUGUGAUCUACCUGUACGCUUUUUGAGGGUCACUCCUUAAGGGAUACGUUCCAGAGAGAGAUAAGGAUCUGUAUUUGUGUUUACCCAAUUUGUGUUUACAAUCGGGUGUUAAUUUUUGUCAAUUCUAUAGACUAUAAGUGUCUCGGCCAAGGAGUUGUUUGGGAUAUUGCUGCUGUAUUUAGGUUAUGACGCGACUUAUGAAAGAGAUACUAAUAUGACAUUAUUCAACAUACAUUACUACGGAGGCCCAGACGUGCAUCAACUAGGUAGGUUACAGGUAGGGCAUCUCGACUAUCAAUCGUGGGGAAGAAAGUGGUAAAAAUAUUUCAUCUACACAACCUUCUACAUCAUCUGUCAUUGUUUUGUGUUUGAACUUGGGUGUUUAUGAACAUUGUCAUUUAUGAUAACUGGAGUAUACGGGGAGUGUUCAAUAUUGACUUAAAGGCCUAUACACUGACUACAGAUCACAGGAAUAAAAAUGGCUGAACAUAACCGUCAUGUGUGUAGUAUUUGUUUAAAUAAUUUUGUAAAACCUAAAAUAAUAGACUGUCAUCAUACUUAUUGUCUACAUUGUCUCCAGGAUUACGUUAAAAAGUCGGCUAAAAAUAACAAGUUUUUAUGUCCACUGUGCCGUAUGGAGAUAGAAAUACCAGAAGGUGGAGUGAACAACUUUUCUACUAAUAUUUAUAUCGAGGGUGUGUGUGUGAAGAAGCAAAUCAAAACGGAUAUACCAGCAUGCGACAUAUGUGUAAAGGUCCAAUCACAGUUUCGAUGUAGCGAUUGUGAACAAUAUAUGUGUCAAUCGUGUAAAAUAACCCACGAUUCACUUGCGGGUUGUAGGUCACAUGUUUUUUUCAGUUUAAACGAUAACGCAGAUGAUAAAUUACAGCGACGAACAUUUUGUAAGAAACACAUAUCGACAGAAUUAGAGUUUUAUUGCAGAGAUUGUAAAACAAGUAUUUGUAUGAAAUGUUUGAUGUCCAAACAUAAAGACCACAACACACCGGAUUUAAAAGACUUUAUCGAAGAAACCAGAAAAAUAUUGGCUCCCAGGAAAGAUAAGAUGGAAGGUAAUCUAACUAAAUUGAAAUCUGAAUUAGAGACAAUUCAAUGUAAAAUAUCAAAUGAACGCAAACAUUUAAACCAUUCUUGUGAAAUCGUUGAUAGGCAUGUACAAGCGGUAUAUGCAACGUUGGUGGAUUCGGGAAACCAGGUGAAGAAUAAAAUGGAGGCCGUAUAUUGUACCAAUGAACUGAAGCUGGAAGAUAUUAAAAUCCCGAAAGUAAACGCGAUACGUGAUUUAGAAGCCAGUAUAAGUUAUACCGAGGGUGUCUUGAAGACUCAAUCCAUUGAAGAAAUGUUAAAAUUAUCACGCGAUAUCAAGUCAAUACCACAAGUGAAAGAAACUGAUGAAAACUUUACACUUCCAGAUCUGCAAUUGUAUAGGCUGAACGCCAUCGAAACAGUAACUCGCCCAGUUUCUUCUCUUGCCCAUGGUACUGUAAUCUAUUUUGAUUCAAAUGGUAAAGCCAGGGACCAAAAACAAUGUUAUACAAAAACAAGAUGGGAAACAAUGUGUAGAUUCAUAUAUUACUAUUACAGAUUAAUGUAUUGUUAUUAUUUAAUGUCUUUUCCGUGGAUUUACCCUAUCUAUUUGAUCAUCAUGUGUUUUAAGGUUCUCUUUGGUAUUUUUGUAUGGGUGCGUUUCAUGCGUUGGCUUGGACAGCCAGAAUAUAAACAUAAAAAAACAACUUUCUUUGAAGAUGCUACUGUGGCGUAUAAUUGGGUACCGGUAGCACAGCAAUUCAAUUAUUGUAUUUGUAAUAUUUUUUCAAACACAGAGGGCUUUGAGGUUAAUUUUAGUAAAGAUGAUCUUCAGUCAGGUAUGUGUACGUGUAGAAGUCCCGAUUAUAUACGCUACGGUUGUCGUUGGUACAUAGUCCUAUCGUCAGACAGUAAGGUAGUUGAUUUGCAGAUAUGUAGAGAUAAUCACGACUGUUGUGGCGACACACUUUUUGGUAUCAGGAUUGUUGAUGCUUAUGGUUUUCACAUGUCUUUAACUAAAAUAGACAGGUAUGGCCAUUCGAGUUCAUGUUAUAAUUGGCCACGUGCCAUUAAAUUAAAGAACCUAUGCAAUGAGAAAUUUAAGAUACAAAUUGUUAUAUUCGAGAAAGACGAAUUUAUUUAUCGGUGAAAUGAAAUGGGGUUUAACGUCCUACUUUUCUGAAAAACAAGUAUGUCAUUUAUGAUGAUAAAGGUGCUCAUAAAUGAAUCCUUGGCAGAUGGCACGCGAUUACAACUAGACGGAUUUGCCGCUGCCCAAUCGAAAUCCCCCCCCCUUAAAUUGCGCAACCAUUGAAAUUACAAAUGCCAUGUAUCAGUCUCAAAAAGACCGAGGUAUUGCGUAUACCCCAUUUUAAUCUUUAUUAAAAGUAAAACAGUUGAUUUACAGAUAUAUUCUCUUUGGUGUCCGGAUUCUUAAUGAUCAUGGUACUGUCAUAUCUUUAACAAAAAUCGACAUUUAUACGUCUUCGCGUUCAUGUUAUAGUUGGCCAUGUGCCAUUAAAUUAAAUGAACUAAUCAUUGAUGAUGUAGUUAAAAUACAGAUGGUUUUAUUUUAGAAAGAUGGUUUUAUUUAUCGGUGAAAUGAAAUGGGGUUUAACAUUCUACUGUUCUGCUUCGACUGGGCUAAUGAAGACGAGUAUAUGGCAUACAUCGUGCUAUGAGGGACAUUUUGCCCGGACAGCGGCACAACGGCCUACUCUUAUAUCGAAUUCCAACUGGCAAGGGAUCUUUCACGUGCACGCCAAUGUGUACACGGAACCUCAGUUUUUCGUCCCAUCUAAACGACUAUACAAUAUGUACACACGGGACCUAGAUGCCCUAUAUUCCUGUAAGUUAUAGAUGCCCUAUAUUUAUGUGAGUUAUAGAUGCCCUAUAUACAUGUAAGUUAUAAAUGCCCUAUAUUCAUGUAAGUUAUAGAUGCCCUAUAGUUAUGUAAGUUAUAGAUGCCCUAUAUUCAUGUAAGUUAUAGAUGCCCUAUAUUUACGUAAGUCAUAGAUGCCCUAUAUUCAUGUAAGUUAUAGAUGCCCUAUAUUCAUGUAAGUUUUAGAUGCCCUAUAUUUACGUAAGUUAAAGAUGCCCUAUAUUCAUGUAAGUUAUAGAUGCCCUAUAUUUACGUAAGUUAUAGAUGCCCUAUAUUCAUGUAAGUUAUAGAUGCUCUAUAUUUAUCUAAGUUAUAAAUGCCCUGUAUUUACGUAAGUUAUAGAUGACCUAUAUUUAUGUGAAAUGGAACGAAUCAAGACUGUUUAUAUGUAAUUAUGUGUAUAUUAUUAUAUUUUGUACAUAUAUCUGUAGCGUGAGGGCUUCCAAAUGGGUCUAGCCCUUUCUCGAAUAAAAUAUAUUUUUUUAAAAACAGUAGACCGUAUGUCUAAGUUAUUAUUAAAUGGCCUUUAUUAGCAUGUAUAAAUAGCAUAUUUUCACGUGGGCGUUAUUAUUUAUUAGCAUGUAUAAAUAGCAUAUUGUCACGUGGGAGCUAUUAUUAAAUGGCCUUUCUUAGCAUGUAUAAAUGUAUUAUUGUCAUUUAGUAAUAAAUCUACAUUCUUAGCAUGCAUAUAAUAUUGUCAUGUAGCAGUUAUUAUUAAUUGCCCUUUCUAAGCAUAAAUAAAAAGCAUAUUGUAAAUGAGUAAAUGUCCUUUGUUAGCAUGUUUAAAUAUAGUAUUAUUAACAUGUGUAAAUAGUAUAUUGUCACGUGGAAGGUAUUAUUAAAUGUCCUUUGUUGGCGUGUAGAAAUAGAAUAUUGUCACGUAGUUGUUAUUGAUAAAUGUCCUUUAUUAGCAUGUAUCAAUAGCAUAUUGUCACGUGGCCGUUAUUAUUAAUUGCCCUUUCUUAGCAUAAAUAAAAAAGAUACUGUAAACGAGUAAUUGCUUAAAGAUGCAUUAUGUAAUAUUUAACUAAAAAACUGUCAGUUCUUGCUGUAAUAGUUCCAAAAUAAAUAAUUCAAAAUUAAUAUAUUGAAAAUUUCAUUCAAAUUAUUUUAUUCUGGGCGAUGUUUCAAAUUGCUGUUGGAAGUUUUGACAUUGACUGUUUAUUAUCGCAGCAACGUUACUUGUUAAUCGAGACAUCUGCGCCAUCCGAUGGUCUAGUGAGUUGAUUAUAGGCCUGUCAUGUGAGUAAAUGUCUAAAUAAUAAGUUAUAUAACAUUUAGAGCCAAAAUAAAGACCUGUAAUACCCUAUUUUAGCGUCCUUUCUUAGCAUGAAAAAAUAUCGUAUUGCCAUAUAGUAAUAGUUAAUAAAUGUCUUUUUUUAGCAUAAAUAAUUAUCAUAUUGUUAUGUAGAAAUGUCCUUUCUUAGCACGAAUAAUUAUCAUAUUGUCAUGUAGUAAUUAUUAUUAAAUACAUUUUCUUAGCAUGAAUAAAUAUCAUA